AUGUCCAACUUAGUUCAUAUCGAGUCAACCGACCAGUUCUCAGCCCUCCUCUCCUCUUCAAAAAUCGUCGUGGCCGACUUCUAUGCCGACUGGUGCGGCCCAUGCAGACAAAUCGCCCCCAUCUUCGAGCAGCUGUCGGCGCAACUCUCUCGGCCAAACAAGAUAACUUUUGCAAAGAUCGACACCGACAAACAGCAGGACAUUUCAAGAUCAUACGGUAUCCGAGCCCUGCCCACAUUCGUCGUCUUCAAGAAUGCGCAGGCGGUCAAGUUCAUUCAGGGCGCAGACCGGGAGGGGCUGUCCAACGCGGUGAAGGACCUGGCCAACGAGGCAAACAAGAUCGAAACUGGUGAGGGUGCUGGGAACUCAAGUAGUGACACGUGGCUCGGUGCAGAGCUACCAAGAGGCUAUGGCGAUGUGACUCCUCAGGUUGAUGUCUUGGGUUUGGAAUUGCUGAACUGGGACUCUGAGCAUGGAAAUGCAAGAACGUUGAUCACUGCCACCAAGCCCAAAGGACAAGCAGAGGCCAAGUCCGACUGGGUCGAAAGUGACACGGAUGAACAACUCAUGCUCUAUCUUCCCUUCAUGUCUACUCUGAAGAUUCAUUCGUUACACCUCACCUCCCUACCCGACAACACAGACGACGAUGAAUCCCCAAGCCGGCCGAAGGUAGUGAAGAUCUACACCAACAGACCCCGCAUCCUUGGUUUCGACGAGGCCGACGAUACGCAAGCGGCGCAAGAGGUGACACUAUCGGAGAAAGACUGGGACCCAAAGACCGGGACUGCCAAGAUUGAACUGCGCAUUGUCAAAUUCCAAAAUGUGUCCAGCCUGGUUCUGUUCGUGGUGCAGAGUGAAGGCGACAAUGAGAAGGUCCGCAUCGACCGCAUCAGGGUCAUUGGCGAAACAGGAGAGAAGAGAGACGGGAAAAUCGAGAAGAUCGGAGCAGACGAUUGA
This is a messenger RNA of Fonsecaea multimorphosa CBS 102226, 957 nucleotides long. RefSeq lists its product as uncharacterized. Bases 1 to 957 code for a protein of 318 amino acids. NCBI's taxonomy places the organism in Eukaryota, Fungi, Ascomycota, Eurotiomycetes, Chaetothyriales, Herpotrichiellaceae. The transcript is spliced from 2 exons. The record is from RefSeq and is a predicted model, not a curated record.